Messenger RNA from Salvia miltiorrhiza (redroot sage), 1734 nucleotides. RefSeq names its product shikimate kinase, chloroplastic. Lineage: Eukaryota; Viridiplantae; Streptophyta; Magnoliopsida; Lamiales; Lamiaceae. The transcript is spliced from 11 exons. The record is from RefSeq and is a predicted model, not a curated record. The coding region runs from base 610 to 1488 and encodes 292 amino acids. Gene Ontology annotation, cellular component: chloroplast. Gene Ontology annotation, molecular function: shikimate kinase activity.
UUGGAUUUCUGGUAGGUAGAAGCUUAUGUUUCACUCUCACCUUCAUCCCUUCUUCGAUUCAUUUAGUUAUAUCUCUGCUUUCUUUUCAUUCACCUCUACUUGAAGGAGAAUAGAUAAUUUGGUGCGUCGAAUUGUUUGGCAGAAGAUCAACUCAAAAUUUGUUGCUUAUGAGUGAAGUUUUAUGUCAUUUUGCAGAAGAUAAGCUCAAAUUUCGUUAAUAGUGGCUUCGUUUUCUUGGAACUGUGAUUUGAUUUUUUUUGGUAGGAGUGAUAGAACAUGGAGGCUAGAGUUUCAUCAUAUGGGUUUUUUUUGAGCUGCCUUGUUUAUUCGAUUUUAUGAAUAUAAAUGGUUUAUUUAGCAUGAAUUUCUUGCGAUUUGAUGAAAUGGGAUGCUAAAGAUUGGAUAUUUUUUUAGAGUUUUUAGGUUAUGUAUUACUAUGAAGGUUAUUUCUGAUUGAAGUUUAUAUCAUUUGCAGAAGAUCAACUCAAACUUUGUUGUUUAGGAGUGAAGUUUUUGUCAUUUUGCAGAAGAUAAGCUCAAAUUUUGUAAUAGUGGCUUCAUUUUCUUGGCACUGUGAUUUGAUUAUUUUGGGAGAAGGAGUGAUAGAGCAUGGAGGCUAGAGUUUCAUCAGGCUUGCAAUUACCCAAUUGGGUAAACCCGGAAAAGAUUGCAAGAAAACCGGCUGGUUCUUUGCAACUCCUCCGAAAGUAUGGGGGGCAACGGUUGUAUCAUAUGCCAGUUUCUCGUUUUCCACGUGCUAAAGAACGAUUGCAUGGAUUUGUAACUUUGAAGGUCUCGUGUGUUUCUGAGAAUCGUCAAGCUUCAGUGAUGGAAUUUGAAAGUUCUACAGCAUUCCUUGAUGAAUCAGAUAUCAUAAAGAAUAAAGCUGAAGAGGUUGAACCAAAUCUAGAUGGACGUUGCAUAUAUCUUGUUGGAAUGAUGGGAUCCGGGAAAACAACGGUGGGCAAGGUUUUGUCAGAAGCCCUUCGAUAUUCCUUUCUUGACUGCGAUGUACUAAUAGAGGAGGCUGUUGGCGUAAGUUCUGUGGCAGAAAUAUUCAAGUUACAUGGCGAGAGCUUCUUUAGAGAUAAUGAGACUGAAGUGUUGAAGAAGUUGUCUUCGAUGCAUCAGUUAGUCGUUUCAACAGGUGGGGGUGCAGUUGUACGGCCAGUCAAUUGGAGACACAUGAGAAAGGGUAUCAGCGUUUGGCUGGACGUGCCUUUGGAAGCCUUAGCUCGUAGAAUUGUAGCUGUUGGAACUGGUUCUCGUCCCCUGUUGCAUCAUGGAGAUGGAGAUCCAUAUACUAAGACUAUGAAGCGAUUAUCUAGCCUUUUUGAACAGAGGGGUGAAGCGUAUGCCAAUGCUGAUGUGAGAGUUUCUCUUGAAGACAUGGCAGCCAAACUUGGAUAUGAAGAUGUAUCCGAUAUUUCUCCAACUGCAAUUGCGAUUGAGGCACUUGUAGAAAUCGAGCAUUUCUUGACGAAGUAGGUAAGAAGUUAUCGUCUUGGGAUGGUGUAUAGUCGGAGUUGAUAUUUGGUUGUGUAGGAGAGUGUUGUGUCGAUUUUUCAGCUGCUAGACAUGGCAUGAAUAAAUGUGGAAGAACUUGGGCUCCAUCAUCAACUAGAGUUUCGCUCAUGUUUGUUGUAGUGAAAUAACUAAAGUAUUGCCUUUUCCUUUUUAAUUGUUAUGAACUCGUACCUCCAUUUUUUAAUUUAUCUAUGUUGAUUGAUUUUU